UUUCUGGCCAAUUUUAUCAACCAGUAGUUCUUCCCUUUGUUUAUAUUUUACUUCCUUCAAAAACAACAGAAUCAUACCUUAGAGCAUUAGAACUUUUAAUAGCAAAAAUCGAUGAAAUGAGUCCUGGUUAUAGGCCCCAUACUGUUAUUUUUGAUUUUGAAAAGGCUGAAGAACAAGCAUUGCAAACAGCUUUACCUUUUGCAACAAUUCAUGGAUCAAUCAUUAUGGCGCAAAAUUCAAGAACUUGGUUGGGGAAAAGCAGAAAUAGAAGGACUGCAUAAUUAUUUGAAAAUGUUUGUUGCACUUACUUUUGUUGAUACAGCAAAUGUCCCCGCUUUUUUCAAUCAAUUGGCCCAGAGGUUUCUUGAAAUUUUUGGCAAUGGAGAUUCGGAAGGUCCACAUGUUGCUUUUAUAAAUUAUAUGGAGAGAAAUUGGAUUGGAAAGGAUUUUAUGCCCCCACGGUUUCCUUUGUCAAUGUGGAACAGCAAAGAUAUAACUUAUGACCAAAUGCCUCGAGCUACAAAUUCUGUUGAAUCUUGGCAUUUUACUUUUGCAGGAAUAUUUUAUCGCCAUUCUUCAAAUCCAUAUAAUCUUGUAAAGGCUAUUUUAAAUGAACAGCUCCGUGUCGAUGCCAUUGCUGUAAAAAUUGUAUCUGGUGAAGAAAUUCGAACAUUUAGUAGACCUGAAUAUAAACGCACAAAUGAUCUGCUUUUGGAUAUACUGAAAGGAAUGGUAGAAAAUAGUCAAGAAAAUGAGUUGGUGGAAUUGCUAGAUGAUGCUUUAAAGGACUUUAAAACUUUACAAAAGACAACAGAUGAUGAUUUGGAUGAAUUUAUGCAAAAAAUUGAUGAUGAAGCAACAGAAAAAGCUGCACAAAAAUUUGAAGAAAUGUUAAAUCAAAUGGCUGACAAAAUGCAAACAGAAAAUCAAGUGAAUUCACCAUCUUCUAAUGUUCGGAAUUCAAAGAACAGUAAUUGGGAAAAUACAAAAUCUGUUUUUAAUGAUUUAUUAUUAAAUAAUGGAACGGAAAAUGAUGAUCGAAAAUUAGUUGAAGCAUUUGCAAAUUUGUCUUUUAAUCAGGGAAGUACAAAUGAUUUAAUGGAGUCAUUAAUUCAAACAGCUGUUUCUAAAGAUGUUAUGUAUGCUCCUUUAAAGGAAAUGCACUCAAAGUUUGGAAUAUAUUUGGAAACAAAAAAGGAUUCUCUUGAUUCAGAAUUGUUACGAAAUUACAAUGAACAAUUUAGGAUUUUAACUCUUCUUUUACAACUUUAUGCUGAAGAGGAAUCAUUGCCUUCUACCUCAACAUUAAAUGAAGAAACAAAAUCUGCAAAGGAAGCGCGUGCUACAUUAAUAGCUAAUUUAUGGAUUGAAAUGCAAAAUUAUGGCCUUCCACCACCAGAAAUUACUUCAGAAAAUAAUUCUGCCUCUUCAACUUUAAAUGAAUGCUCAAUUAUUUAA
Molecule: messenger RNA, 1458 nt
Organism: Meloidogyne enterolobii
Lineage: Eukaryota; Metazoa; Nematoda; Chromadorea; Rhabditida; Meloidogynidae
Source: the annotation of a GenBank genome assembly